AUGACCAUCGCACCCGUCACCAUCUGGGGCCGCCCGCCCUCGACCAACGUCAAGAAGGCCGUCUGGGCCGCCGAGGAGCUUGGCGUGGCGUACAACUUUGAGCUGUCGUCGGGCAUCCACGGACGCAACGAUGAGAUCCGCGCCGCGGGCAACCCGAACGGGCUGGUGCCUACGCUCGUCGACGGCGACUUUGUGCUGUGGGAGUCGAACGCGAUCGUCCGCUACCUCGGGCACAAGUACGGCGCGGGCACCGCCUUCUUCCCCGACUCGCCCGAGGCGCGCGCAUCCGCCGACAAGUGGCUCGACUGGAACGCGACCUUCCUCAAGGCUGUCUGGGACGCGUUCUACCUCAACGUCCGCGCAAAGGACAAGUACGACGCCGAGAAGGUCAAGGCGUCCGCCGAGGCCGUCGCCAAGGUCAUCACCGAGGUCGUCGAGCCCACCCUCAAGAAGCAAAAGUACCUCUCUGGCGACGAGUUCGGCUUUGGCGACAUUGCGCUCGGCGCCGCUGCGUACCUCUGGUUCGGCGGCGUCCCCGAGUCUGAGCGCAUCGCGCUCCCCGUCUUCGACGAGUGGUACGCCCGCAUCUCGGUCCGCCCGGCCUUCAAGAAGGCCGUCGCUGUCCCCUGGUAG
Messenger RNA from Vanrija pseudolonga, 633 nucleotides. Its product is annotated as Glutathione S-transferase GstB. Lineage: Eukaryota; Fungi; Basidiomycota; Tremellomycetes; Trichosporonales; Trichosporonaceae. The record is from RefSeq and is a predicted model, not a curated record. Bases 1 to 633 code for a protein of 210 amino acids. The transcript has a single exon.